This is a messenger RNA of Papaver somniferum (opium poppy), 1110 nucleotides long. RefSeq lists its product as uncharacterized. The record is from RefSeq and is a predicted model, not a curated record. The transcript is spliced from 2 exons. Bases 1 to 1110 code for a protein of 369 amino acids. NCBI's taxonomy places the organism in Eukaryota, Viridiplantae, Streptophyta, Magnoliopsida, Ranunculales, Papaveraceae.
AUGGCAAUAAAUGGUGCAGCCUCAAAUUUGUUCAUAAGUACAAAGGGUUUAAAGCAAGGAGAUCCAAUGUCUCCUUUUCUCUUUAUUCUGGUUGUAGAGGUGUUAUCCUUAAUGAUGAAAAGAGUUGCUUCUUUAAACUUAAUUUAUGGGUUCAAACCAUCUGCAGAAGCUGAUUUUGAGAUUAAUCAUUUGCAAUUUGCAGAUGAUCUAAUUGUCUUUUUAGAUGACAAUUGUGAGCAGGUGAAUAAUCUAAAGAAUGUUUUAUUGGGUUUUGAACUAGUCUCUGGUUUGAAGGUUAACUUCCAGAAGAGUGCUCUUGUACCAGUAGGAGAUGCUGUAAAUGCAAGUGAUGGUGCUGUUAUUUUUGGUUGUUCAAUUACUUCAUUUCCAAUGAAAUAUCUGGGCAUUCCUUUAGGAAGUAAGUCUAAAGCUGUUGGUGUUUGGGAUACUAUUCUUCAAAAUUUUGAGAAGAAACUAAGUAUGUGGGAUCAUGUGGAGAAGAAUAUGAAUAUUCAAGUGCAAAGUGGAGAUAGAUGUCUUUUCUGGAAGGAUAUGUGGAUGAAUGGCGAGUCUUUAAAAUCUAUGUUUCCUAACCUUUUCAAAUUAAGCAAGUUACAAGAUGCUACAAUUCAGGAGAUGCUGGAUAUAAGUGCAGGGAAUUGCUGGAAUUUGGCUUUUUGUAGAAGCCUGAAGGAUGCUGAGAUUGAAGAUAUUUCCCAUUUGUUAGAUUUGUUGUCUACUUUCAACAGUGGAGUUGGUGAUGAUCAAAGGGUGUGGCAGAAUGGGGCAAAAACUUUUUCAGUGGCAGAAUGCUACAAAUCUUUGGAGGAUGAUGGCUUGCUGGUUUUUCCUUAUAAGUGUGUCUGGAAUUCAAAAAUCCCACAAAAGGUAGCUUUCUUUGUUUGGACUCUCUGUUAUAAUGCUGCUCCAACAAUGGAUAGUCUGAGGAACACUAUUAAUGUGAAUGGAUGUUUACUUUGCAAGAAGAGUGCAGAAACAAGCCAACAUCUGUUUCCACAUUGUGAGAUAACAACAGAGAUGUGGAACCAUUUUUUGAAGGGUUACAACUUGAAUUGGAUGUUUCAGGAAAAUGUUAGAAAAACAAUUUGA